Messenger RNA from Phragmites australis (common reed), 1381 nucleotides. RefSeq names its product rhomboid-like protein 11, chloroplastic. Bases 83 to 1012 code for a protein of 309 amino acids. The record is from RefSeq and is a predicted model, not a curated record. NCBI's taxonomy places the organism in Eukaryota, Viridiplantae, Streptophyta, Magnoliopsida, Poales, Poaceae. Gene Ontology annotation, cellular component: membrane. The transcript has 7 exons. Gene Ontology annotation, molecular function: serine-type endopeptidase activity.
GUCUUCCCCCAAAAAACCCCACACAACAAGCAAGACAAAAGCAGCCAAAAGAGAAGGGGAGGGGAAGAAGGAAACUCCAGCCAUGGCGCAGCAGCUGCUCCUCCUCCUCCCCGCGCCAUCCAGAACCUUCUCGAAGCCUGCGCCCUCCCCAUGCCCCUCCGCCGUCCCCCAGCGUCAUCUCCUCGCCGUCUCUGCCGCUCCCGGGGUAGCCGCCGCCGCCGCCGCCUCUUCCGCCCGCCGCGACCUGCUCCGAUGCGUAAUGAAGCGUUCAGACUUGGUGGCGGAGCUGGAGAUUGCCAAGGAUAAGCAGCCGCAGAGCAGGCGCGCCAAUGGCAUCUUCUGGAUCUUGCUGCUCAAUUUUGGCCUCUACGUGGCGGAUCACCUGUUUCAGAUUCAGCAAAUAAAAGCACUGUACCUAUAUCAUGCUUUCCCUGCAUGGUACCAGUUUGUGACAUCAACAUUUUGCCAUGCCAACUGGAAUCAUCUUUCGAGCAAUCUGUUCUUUGUGUAUAUUUUUGGAAAGCUUGUUGAGGAGGAAGAAGGUAACUUUGCUUUGUGGAUGUCUUACAUUUUGACUGGUGCUGGGGCAAACUUGAUUUCAUGGUUGGUUCUUCCGACAUCCUGUGUGUCACUUGGAGCAUCUGGUGCUGUUUUUGGCCUUUUCACCAUUAGUGUUCUAGUUAAGAUGUCAUGGGACUGGAGAAAGAUUCUUGAGGUGCUUAUCCUGGGCCAAUUUGUUGUAGAGAAGGUAACUCACAGCCAGGGAUUACUUUACCGGCCAAAAACCGGCGGUAAACCCGGUUUACCGGUUUUACCGGUGGGUACCGGUAAAAAAAAUAAACCGGUCAUGGAAGCAGCACGUGCUACAACAAUCACGGGCCAAUCGUUUCAAGUAAACAAUAUUGCUCAUGUAUCAGGUGCUUUAAUAGGUGCUGCGUUGGUGUUCCUGGUCAGCAGAAUCCCCUUUUCAUCUAAUGAUGAUAGUCCCAAGGCAACAAAGGAGAGUAAAUAGAAAAGAAACCUUGUUUAUGAACGACGUGGUCAUCCUGACAGAGUGUUAUCAUUCAUUACAAUUUCAUUCUUUACAUGAUAGUGUUACGAUCCUAGGAAUUUCCUGAGCCGACCUACACAGAUGAAUAGUAUAUUAGCAUUUAUUUGAAUAGCUCGGGAAAUUCUAGAAUUUAUUAGCAUUUAUUUGAAUAGGAAACUAUGUGAGGGUGGGUAGGCUCGGGAGAAAAGAAGAGGAAUGGUCUGCGGGAGGGAAUCCAGCCCGAGGUGCUUUCGUUUUUCUUUUUAUAUUCCUUGUAUUAUAUGUACAUCAUGUAUAUUAUUUAGUACACUUUAUAAACAGCAUAUAUAUAUAUAUAUAUAUAUAUUUUGA